Messenger RNA from Trichechus manatus latirostris (Florida manatee), 246 nucleotides. RefSeq names its product hepatocellular carcinoma, down-regulated 1 (gene HEPN1). The record is from RefSeq and is a predicted model, not a curated record. NCBI's taxonomy places the organism in Eukaryota, Metazoa, Chordata, Mammalia, Sirenia, Trichechidae. Bases 1 to 246 code for a protein of 81 amino acids. The transcript is spliced from 3 exons.
AUGAAUGGUGGAGGAGAAUCAGAGCUGGAGUUCAGGAGGUUGGGGAGGGGCCAGGGGUGCGAGGACCCCCUAGAAGCAUCAGGGAGAAGAAGACAGAACACACAGAGGGCCUUCCUCUCUUUCAGCUUUUUAAUUGUCCCUCCUCACACAGCAGAUCACUGUGUCUCCUGUGAACUCUACACGUGGCAGUGGCUUGGGGCAGCUGCAGAGGGGCCCGGCCCAGACCCUCUGUAUUCUGAUGGAUGA